This is a messenger RNA of Pieris napi, 1362 nucleotides long. RefSeq names its product retinol dehydrogenase 12-like. Lineage: Eukaryota; Metazoa; Arthropoda; Insecta; Lepidoptera; Pieridae. The transcript has a single exon. The coding region runs from base 84 to 1079 and encodes 331 amino acids. The record is from RefSeq and is a predicted model, not a curated record.
AACUUGAGUUGGAAUAUAUUCAUAAGUUAAUUAAAAUUCCCUCACUUUAAAUGCUUAAGUUAUUCUAAUGAACGUAUCAUUGAAUGUACCGGUUCAGCGCCGUUAACAUGUGGCUCGUUAUAUAUAUAUUUAUUAUUAUACUUAAAACUUUUAUAUAUCUAUUUCUAUCACUUGUGUUACUAAUAAUUGGCUGUCGGCUAUACUUCCAACCGGUAAAAGAAGUGUGCAGAUGCAAAACUAAACUUGAUGGAAAAGUUGCUUUAGUGACGGGAGGAAACUCUGGUAUCGGACUGGAAAUAGCCAGGGACCUGGCAAGACGAGGUGCAAGAGUGAUCAUAGCAAGCAGAGACGUCGCCAAGUCCGCAGAAGCUGUCAGGGAUAUCAUACAAUCAACAGGAAACAAUGACGUUGAGCACAGACAACUAGAUCUAAUUAAAUUUACUAAUAUUAGAAAGUUUGCUGAAGAGUUUAACAAGACGGAACAGCGACUGGAUAUUCUAGUCAACAACGCUGGCAUUGCUGGUGUCAAAAAUAAAAUUACUGAAGAUGGAUUCGACAUUAUUGCCCAAAUAAAUUUUAUCGGACCGGUUUUAUUGACAAGAUUGUUACAAGAAAAACUGGAAAAGUCAAUGCCAAGUAGAAUAGUUGUUGUAAAUUCAAUACUGCAUAGAUUGGGCAAGGUAGAUUUGAACGACAUACCGAUGAAGCAUGUGGCCAGUCAUUACGCAAGAUAUUCAAGAAGUAAGUUAUACUCUCUUCUCUGGACGAGAGCUUUAUCAAGACGACUGGUUGGUGUGACUGUUAACUCCGCACAUCCUGGUUUUGUUAAAACAAACAUAUUUCAAAGAUCUAAAUAUCUAACGAAAUUUUUAUCGCUCAGGGCAACGAAAUGGUUCUACAAAACAGCGGAGGAAGGAGCCCAAACGUGCAUUCAUUUAUGUGUAGCUCCACAAUUAGAUAGUGAAACUGGGGGCUAUUAUUCAGAAUGUAAAAUACAAGAAUUGCCGAAGGAAGCAAAGAAUAAGAAUUUGGUUGAAAAAUUGUGGGACGAAACUUUUAAAUUGAUAAAUGGUUUUUAAACGUCACUAAUUAUUUUAAGUGGUAUUCUUCUUGAGAAACAUUUGUUGCUGUUACACAAACUGGUAUUUGUUUAAUUAAUUAGUAUGCUAAUUAAUUAAUGCGUAACGCGUAGGGCAUCUUGCUGUUAAUAAUAUGAGUUGCUCAAUAUGCUCAAUUUUAUGCCUCAAAGAAAAUUUGUCUUGUUUAAAAUGUGUUUUUUCCGACUAAAAACGAACCAAUACGACUUAGAGUCCUUCAAAAAAAGAGCAUACCAAUUCCUAAAAGACCGGCAACGCACUCGCG